Molecule: messenger RNA, 2124 nt
Organism: Nymphaea colorata (pocket water lily)
Lineage: Eukaryota; Viridiplantae; Streptophyta; Magnoliopsida; Nymphaeales; Nymphaeaceae
Product: laccase-4-like
Exons: 6
Coding region: 22-1704 (560 amino acids)
Biological process (GO): lignin catabolic process
Cellular component (GO): apoplast
Molecular function (GO): hydroquinone:oxygen oxidoreductase activity; copper ion binding
Source: RefSeq, a predicted model, not a curated record
ACUGAAGCAAUCUGCUGCGAAAUGGGUUGCUUCUCCCUCCGACCGCUGCUCUUGCUUGCGUUCUUCCUUCCUCUUCUUCUUCUCGUUGAGUGCAGGGUUCGCCAUUACAAGUUCAACGUUGUGAGGAGAAACUACACGAGGCUGUGCCACAGCAAGCCCAUCGUCACGGUCAAUGGACUUUUUCCCGGGCCGAUUUUGUACGCAAGGGAGGAUGACAACGUCCUGGUGAAGGUGACGAACCACGUUAACUACAACGUCACCAUCCACUGGCACGGGGUGAGGCAGCUGCGCACAGGCUGGUCGGACGGCCCGGCGUACAUCACGCAGUGCCCCAUCCGGCCGGGGCAGAGCUACACCUACAACUUCACGGUGACGGGGCAGAGGGGGACGCUCUUCUGGCACGCUCACAUCCUCUGGCUCAGGGUCACCCUCCACGGCGCCAUCGUCAUCCUCCCCAAACUCGGCGUCCCCUACCCAUUCCCCAAGCCCCACGACGAGGUCGUCGUCCUCCUCGGUGAAUGGUGGAAUUCCGACGUGGAAGCCGUGAUCAACGAGGCAUUGGCUUCCGGCCGGGCGCCCAACGUCUCAGAUGCUCACACGAUCAAUGGCUACCCCGGCCCCAUGCCUGGCUGCCCUUCCAAAGGAGAGUUCAAAUUGGAGGUAGAUCCAGGGAAGACUUACCUUCUCCGAAUAAUCAACGCUGCUCUCAAUGAGGAGCUCUUCUUUGGGGUCUCCCAGCACAAUCUGACAGUAGUGGAGGUGGACGCCGCCUAUGUCAAGCCCUUCUCAACCAACACCAUCGUCAUCAGCCCUGGCCAGACCACCAACGUCCUCCUCCACACCAAUCAAGGGGGCGGAGGCCGCUUCAUGGUCGCCGCCAGCACUUUCUUGGACACCAUGAUCGUCGCCGUCGACAAUGCUACCGCGACGGGAGUCGUCCAUUACAAGGGCACGACGGACUCCGUCGCCACCACCUUCCAGGUAUCCCUCCCGUCCAGGAACUCCACCAAUGAAGCCAACAAGUUCAUCGAAUCCCUCCACAGCCUCAACUCCAAAGAGUACCCGGCCGCCGUGCCGCAGAGGAUCGACCACUCGCUUCUCUUCACGGUGGGCCUUGGCAUCCAGCCUUGCCCGACGUGCAUGAACGGCAGCAGGGCGGCGGCUUCCAUCAACAACAUCUCCUUCGUACUGCCCACGACCGCUUUGUUGCAGGCUCAUUACUUCAACGUCUCCGGCGUCUUCACCGACGAUUUCCCGGCGAAGCCACCGGUGGCCUUCAACUACACAGGAACUCCGCCGACCAACAUCGUGGCCGCCAAUGGGACCAGACUUUACAGGCUUCCAUUCAACUCCACUGUGGAGCUCGUACUUCAGGACACCAGCUUCAUAGCCCCGGAAAGCCACCCUGUUCACCUCCAUGGAUUCAAUUUCUUCGCCGUUGGCCACGGAAUCGGGAACUUCGAUCCCAAGAACGAUCCGAAGAAGUACAAUCUUGUGGAUGCUGUUGAGCGGAACACGAUUGGUGUGCCCUCCGGGGGAUGGACCGCUAUCAGAUUUCGAGCUGAUAAUCCUGGGGUUUGGUUUAUGCAUUGCCAUUUGGAGGUACACACAACAUGGGGAUUGAAGAUGGCUUUCAUUGUGGAUGAUGGCAAAGGGCCGAACCAGUCCCUGCUACCACCACCAAGUGAUUUGCCUACUUGCUGAGGACUCAGAUCCAACCAAUCCAUACCUGGAAGAAGAAAGCAUGUUAGAUAAAUGGGCGCCAACUUAUGCCUGAUCCACAAUCGUGGCAUUUAUAGUUUAAUCACGAUGUCGUUCUUAUGCUUUUUUUGUUUGUAAUAAUGUCGACCUUAGACAUUUUUUUUUUGUUAGCGGCCGAAUUAAAAUAGAUUUGAGUAUGAAAGAAAGCAAUUGCAGUUAACCCUUGAAAUUCACAUAUUUUCAAGGCUUUGUGCUGCCAUUGAUCAUAAGAGCGGUCAUUCAAGUUUUCGGUUAAUUUCAUCAAUUAAACCAACCGAAAGUCUUGUACUGGCAACCCUCUUGCAUGUACCACAUGCGGUUGUAAGAGACUAUAUCUACCAAUAGUGAAUAAAAUCAAAAUUUUUUGUGGUUUUGCACAUUUCA